This is a messenger RNA of Rubroshorea leprosula, 1805 nucleotides long. Lineage: Eukaryota; Viridiplantae; Streptophyta; Magnoliopsida; Malvales; Dipterocarpaceae. The record is from the annotation of a GenBank genome assembly.
UAGCCUCAUCAUUCGCUUGAGUCGCCGGCGAUUCCAGAAACCUGAACGAUUGCAGCCACCUCCCAAGUUCUUCGUGUAUUCUCUUUUCGUCCUCAAUCUUGAUUAAUCUAAUCUGCGCAGAGAUUAAACGUAUUAUUGUUAGUCUUCGUUGAAGAGAUUCAAGAUUUGAAUUUGUGGUAUCUGGAUGAUUUAAUGGAGUCUAAAGGUGGGAAGAAGAAGUCUAGUAGUAGUAGUAAAUCAUUAUUCUACGAAGCUCCCCUUGGUUACAGCAUUGAAGACGUCAGGCCAAACGGUGGAAUCAGGAAGUUCAGAUCUGCUGCAUACUCCAACUGCGCUCGCAAGCCAUCUUGAUAUUCCUAAUUAGCGAACCCAUUAGGACCACAUUUAGUGGUCAACCAGUCAUUAGUUUUCCAUAUUUCGUUUUAGGAUAGUCUUCAAUCGUCUUCUUCCUCUUUUGGCUCUCUUCGCGACUGCAAUUUUUUUAGGACUGUGAACUCUUCACUUAGCAACUGCUAAACGCGUUUCCAACUAUAAUUGCAUCUGAUGGUCGACAUGGCCAUGGUAGUGUCUGCAAUUGGAUUUGAAGGUUUUGAAAAGAGGCUGGAAAUAUCAUUUUUCGAGCCAAGCAUCUUUGUUGAUCCUGAAGGCAAGGGCCUUCAACUGCUGUCAAAAGAGCAGCUGGAUGAGAUACUAGGACCUGCUCAGUGCACCAUUGUGUCUUCUCUGUCAAAUGAGCAUGUUGACUCCUAUGUCCUUUCUGAGUCCAGCCUCUUUGUUUAUCCUUACAAGAUCAUCAUCAAAACCUGCGGGACUACUAAGUUACUGCUGUCAAUCCCACCCAUCCUUAGGUUGGCUGGCACUCUGUCCCUUGCCGUGAAAUCUGUGAGGUAUACCCGUGGGAGCUUUAUAUUUCCAGGAGCACAGUCAUAUCCUCACCGUAACUUCUCUGAAGAAGUUGCUGUCCUUGAUAGCUACUUUGGCAAGCUCGGUUCUGGUAGUAAGGCUUACAUAAUGGGUGGUUUGAAUAAGCCACAGAAAUGGCAUUUUUACUCUGCUUCUGCUGAAUCAGUAACCUACUCUGACCCUGUUUACACUCUGGAGAUGUGCAUGACUGGUUUGGACAGGGAAAUGGCUUCAGUUUUCUACAAAGAACAAUCAGGUUCUGCUGUUACAAUGACCAUUAAUUCUGGGAUAAGAGAGAUUCUGCCUGAUUCAGAGAUAUGUGAUUUCGAGUUUGAUCCCUGUGGUUAUUCCAUGAAUGCAAUUGAAGGAGCCGCAAUUUCGACCAUUCAUGUUACCCCAGAAGAUGGUUUCAGUUAUGCAAGCUUUGAAGCAGUAGGAUACGAUCCAAAAGAUGUGAAUCUGGAGCAGCUGGUUGAGAGGGUGUUGGUUUGUUUCAAACCAAGUGAGUUUUCUAUUGCGGUGCAUGCUGAUGUUGCAAGCAAGUCACUUGAGCAGACCUGUCUGCUGGAUGUGAAAGGUUACUGUUGCGGAGAGAGAAGCCUUGAAGAGCUUGGAAUGGGCAGUUCUAUCAUCUACCAGAAGUUCGUUAGGACUGGGAACUGUGGAUCACCCAGGUCAACUCUGCGAUGCUGCUGGAAAGAGGAAGAAGAGGAAGAAGAUUAGUUCAUUUAAUAAACUAUUUCAAUUGAAUAAAGUGCUUCUCAGGCAUUGCCUGAUUAUAGCAUUGUUGUGUCUCUUAAUUGUGUCAAGUAUUCUGUUAUGAGAGUGAUUGGUAUUUGUCAUUGUGUCCAAAACUUUAUUUCCGUUUAAUUCGAGUUCUAUAAUAAUAAUGUUGAUUUUUA